Phoenix dactylifera (date palm) is the source of this 753-nucleotide messenger RNA. The record is from RefSeq and is a predicted model, not a curated record. Lineage: Eukaryota; Viridiplantae; Streptophyta; Magnoliopsida; Arecales; Arecaceae.
AUGCUGGAUUGCAAACCUAUCACAACACCUCUGUCAGUCAAGCCUCAUUCCACUAAGGAACUAGAACCCUUCCCCAAUCCUGAAUAUUUUCGAAGUCUGGCUGGAUCUCUCCAGUACCUCACCAUCACCAGACCGGACAUCUCCUUCGCCGUCAAUUACAUCUGCCAAUUCAUGCAUCGCCCUCUGCAAACUCACUAUGAGAUGCUCAAAAGGAUCCUCCAGUACAUCAAAGGCACAGUGAACCAUUUCCUACACUACAACUCCGGCUCCUUGACUCUCUCGACUUUUUGUGACUCUGACUGGGCAAGGGAUGCCUCUGAUCGUCGAUCAACCACAGGCUACUGUGUCUUCCUUGGAUCAAACCUCAUCUCAUGGCUUGCUAAAAAGCAACCUACUGUUGCUCGCUCAUCUACUGAAGCCGAGUACCGAGCAUUGGCAAUCACCUCAACCGAAAUCAUUUGGCUUCGUAGACUACUCAAAGAACUGCUGAUCCCCAUCUCCGAGCCUACGGAACUAUGUUGUGACAACAUUUCUGCUCUAUCCCUAGCAACAAAUCCUGUAUUUCACGCUCGCACGAAACAUAUCGAGGUGGAUUACCACUUCGUGCGAGAGAAAGUACAAUCGAAGGAGCUGCGCCUCGCCCGCAUCUCUACUCAAGACCAGCCAGCGGACAUCUUCACAAAACCACUCUCUGGACAACGGCACUCUCUAUUGUGUUCCAAGCUUCGAGUUCUCUCCCAGAACUCAGCUUAA